CUCGGUUCGUAAAUAAACACAGGAAUCUUCCAAGAAAGCGACGAAACGAUAGAGAGAAAGAGUAUAGAGAAGCAAACAAUGGAGGUGAUAACCGACGAGGUAAACGCCACGGCGACGGAAACUCUUGGUCGAAACGAUCCGGAGGAGGAGGCGGUCGUGACCGCAGAGGAGAGGAAGAUUGAAAGGGAUAAUAAUGGGGGAGAGAGGAAGAGAGGGAGCGAGACGCCUCCAGAGGAUGAUUGUUGCCCGAUCUGCUUCGGCUCCUUUACGGUUCCGUGUCGAGGGGAUUGUGGCCAUUGGUAUUGCGGAAGCUGCAUCUUGCAGUACUGGAACUAUGCUGCAGUAUCUACGCCUUGCAAGUGUCCCAUGUGUGUUCGUCACAUCACUAAGCUGACACCGGACGCGUCCUUGCAGCAGCGCCAAGAGCCGGAGGUGAAGGAGGUUCUUGCUAAGAUCCGUAGGUAUAACCGUCUCUUUGUUGGAGGUUUUACUGGUUUUGUUCAGAAGGUGAAGGAGCUACCUUUGCUAAUGAAGAGAAUGGUGUGGCACAUAAUGGAUCCAGAUACGAACAGCCUGUAUUUUAGCGAAGUUCGCAUCUUUGCAAUGUUGAUGAGUACCCUUUACACUGCCUCCGAGUUUAACUUCAUCCCAACGGGAGGGUUCAGAAUAGUAACGGUGUUCGAGUACGGAGCUAUAGCAAUGAUCUUGAUUCUGCGCUUGGUGGGGGUAUACAGGAGGAGACGUCUUGCUCAGCGGGUUAGGCAUGUUGCAGCUGCAGAAGUUGAACCAGAAUAGAGAGAACAAACGAACGAAUGUAUAAACAUGUGAAGAAGCAAACAUUUGUUCAUUGUGGAUAGGUUUGGUAGAUCAUAGAAAACCAUGAGUCAUGUGUAGUUUUACUGUCCAUAUGCAAAUCAUAUUUAAGUA
This is a messenger RNA of Raphanus sativus (radish), 927 nucleotides long. RefSeq lists its product as uncharacterized. Lineage: Eukaryota; Viridiplantae; Streptophyta; Magnoliopsida; Brassicales; Brassicaceae. The coding region runs from base 79 to 795 and encodes 238 amino acids. The transcript is spliced from 5 exons. Gene Ontology annotation, molecular function: metal ion binding; ubiquitin protein ligase activity. The record is from RefSeq and is a predicted model, not a curated record.